Molecule: messenger RNA, 1008 nt
Organism: Acanthosepion pharaonis
Lineage: Eukaryota; Metazoa; Mollusca; Cephalopoda; Sepiida; Sepiidae
Source: the annotation of a GenBank genome assembly
AUGCAUAGUGCCCAAAGGUCUGAUGCUUCUUCCGUUCAGAUGCCCAAAGGUCUGAAGGCUUCUUCCGUUCAGAUGCAUAGUGCCCAAAGGUCUGAAGCUUCUUCCGUUCAGAUGCAUAGUGCCCAAAAGGUCGCUUCUUCCGUUCAGAUGCAUAGUGCCCAAAGAUGCAUAGUGCCCAAAGGUCUGAAGCUUCUUCCGUUCAGAUGCAUAGUGCCCAAAGGUCUGAAGGCUUCUUCCGUUCAUGCAGCCCAAAGGUCUGAAGGCUUCUUCCGUUCAAAGGUCUGCUUUCUUCCGUUCAGAUGCCCCAAAGGUCUGAAGGCUUCUUCCGUUCAGAUGCAUAGUGCCCAAAGAUGCAUAGUGCCCAAAGGUCUGAAGGCUUCUUCCGUUCAGAUGCAUAGUGCCCAAAGGUCUGAAGGUCAGGCUUCUUCCGUUCAGAUGAAGUGCCCUUCUUCCGUUCAGAUGCAUAGUGCCCAGCAUAGUGCCUUCUUCCGUUCAGAUGCAUGCCCAAAGUGCCCAAAAAGGUCUAUGAAGGAUGCAGUGCCCAAAGGCUUCUUCCGCAUAGUGCCCAAAGGUCUGAAGGCUUCUUCCGUUCACAUGCAUAGUGCCCAAAGAUGCAUAGUGCCCAAAGGUCUGAAGGCUUCUUCCGUUCAGAUGCAUAGUGCUUCCCGUUUCUCGUUCACAUGCAUAGUGCCCAAAAGGUCUUCUUCCGUUCAGAUGCAUAGUGCCCAAAGAUGCAUAGUGCCCAAAGUGCCCCAAAGGUCUGAAGGCUUCUUCCGUUCAUGCAUAGUGCCCAAAUGGUCUGAAAUUCAGAUGCAUAGUGCCCAAAGUCCAGAAGGCUUCUUCCGUUUCACAUGCAUAGUGCCCAAAGGUCUGAAGGCUUCUUCCGCUCACAUGCAUAGUGCCCAAAGGUCUGAAACUUCUUCCGUUCAGCCCAAAGGUCUGAAGGCUUCUUCCGUUCAGAUGCAUAGUGCCCAAAGGUCUGAAGGCUUCUUCCGUUCAGAUGCAUAG